Molecule: messenger RNA, 531 nt
Organism: Rubroshorea leprosula
Lineage: Eukaryota; Viridiplantae; Streptophyta; Magnoliopsida; Malvales; Dipterocarpaceae
Source: the annotation of a GenBank genome assembly
CAAGACACACAUUUGAUCUUUUCUUCACAUAGAAUCCCAAAGACUAUCAUGGCAUAUCAGAAAGAUUACCUUCUCAAGGCUGCACAAGACUUCUCACUAAUAGAUCAAUGCUUUCGCAGGCAUCAUCAGCACACAGAAGCAGGCCUCAUUCCUCUCAAGGGGUGGACUACUCCUACUGGGUAUCCUGAAUAUACUCAUAAUGUUCAGUGCUGGAAUCCUGCACAAAGUAGAACAAAUUAUGUAAAGCAGGCAGAUGUAAAUCUGAUGGAAACUCAAGGCCAGAAUUGGAGAAAUCAUCCCUGGAUAUAUACAGUAAAAGAGCCUGCAACCAUAGAUUGUUUUGGAAAUCGCAUGAAUGAAAAGCCCCGGCUUUCUGAAGCUGCAGGAGUGACUCUGAUGAACAGAAAUGAAACAGCUAAGCUCCAUGGUGGGAUCGUUACAGAUUAUGGUAGGAAAUGAAACGCUUCAGUGGGGUUAUUAGCCUUUCAAUCGCUCUAGUUACUUAAUUGGGUAUAAAUUUCCAGAUAAAGU